ACAGUUGCAGAUGGCUUUCCCGCCGACCGCUAUCAGCUGUCUCGCAUUGCUGCUUGUGGAAAGCAGACGCUUUUUAAGUGUCAAAGAACUGAUAAUCGUGUUCUAAUUUGUUCUUUUUGCAUGUCACUCCGCUAUCGAUGAAGGAUUAAAUCAACUUCGGUGAAAAUAUCACGAUGAGGCUGUUUUGAAUGACGUUUGCUUUUGCGGUUUUGAUUUGGAAAAAGUAUUAAUCGAAUUUUUUUUUUUGGUGGAGGUGAAAUCAUGUUUCGUGCCAUACCCGGCUUAGGUGGAAAAUACUAAACUGAAGUAAACAAUCCCGGCAUUUUCGCUUUAUUAGAAGUGCUUGUUCAUUAAAAGAAUAUAAACAACCGUGCCAUUUGAAAACUAUAUAAAUUAUUCUGUUUUUCAUGUAAAUAAUAAUAUAUAUAUUGUAAUAUUUGCCGGAAAAAAUCGUCUGCCGUCAUAACAAAUGGAUAAUGUUUAAUCAUUAGCAGAAAGAAAUAUCGUUUGCUGCGAAUAUUGGGAAAUAUUUAUUUUGUGGAAUAAUUAUUUUGCCAAGGAUGCUGAAUAUUUGAAAAUUGUUUGGAAUUUCGAAAUGGCAUUUACUUUAACGGAGCAUCUGACGUGAGAAUAUUUCUUCCAUUUUCUUUUUUCUUUGUGAAAUCUGUAUCAGGAAAUGAAAAUUUAUAAAGUGUUUUCAAGUGAAUGCUUUGCAAUUUGACGCUUCCAAGAUGUCAAUGCUAUUCGGGUCGAUGCGUAAAAGUCGAUCCGCCUCGUCUUCGAGCAGUUCCUUGCCGUCACCUGCUCGCAUGAGCGAAGGUUGUAAUGCAGAACUGGAUAUUCAAUUCAUGAAGCAGUUAGCCAGAGAAGCGAAGGAGUAUGAUCUGGAGCAGAAGAUCGACUUGGAGAUCAAAAUGCAGGAGGGCACCAAUAAGCUGCUGGCCGCCUGUCGCUACCAGCUGCAGUCCCUGGAGGCCCUCAAAUCACUCCUGACUUCCAACGAAAGGAUCAGCGCUUAUAUGCUCGAGCUGCAGCGUCGGAAAUCCCUCAAACAAACAAAGAGUCCUCAGAAAACGCCUCUUCUUCCAUGUUCGGGAAAAGUAGCCAUAAGUGAUAUCCGAAUGCCUUUGAUCUGGAAGGACAGCGACCAUUUCAAGAACCGGGGCGAUUACCGGCGCUUUGCUGUGUUCUGCCUGCUGAAAGUCGGCACCGAAGUAUUCGACACAGCGAUGAUCAAUAACGUGGAUCGAAGUAUGACGGAUAUCGCAUUUGAGGACGUCAUUACGUUCAACAACGUACCGCAGGAUUUCGAAUUCCGUCUUGAAGUUUACAGUCACGUCUUGCAGGAAGAUCUGUCAAUCGCCAGUGCUUCUAACAAGCUCAAGAAAAAGAUAUCGUAUUCAGUCAGCAGAGCCAUAGGAAAAAGGAUGUCAGAUAAUUUUAGAGAAGAUGGGAAUACAAAAAACGGCUAUUCUGACUUCGAACUAGUUGCCCAUGCCAAACUUAACCUGUCCGAUGCCAAUUCGCGCAUCAAAACUUACGAUCUUGUAAUGGAAACUACAGAUAAACAUAACCAGUUACCUCUCUUCGGGCAUUUUUGUUGCCGUCUUGCUGUGCAGCCCAAGUGCAUGGUGGAAGAAGUAUACUCAGGGUAUUUAAGUCUAGUCCAACAAAUCGGGAACAUAACUGGUUCCCGAAGAAUGUUAUGCUCUCUGAAAAACUUCACUCUCUCCAUGUGGUCCAAUUUCGCCGAUGUCCAUAGUUCAAAUCCUGAUGUGGUUAUACCAAUCAAAACGGGUACCAAAGUGACCCCUAGCUCCAAGGCCAUCUCCUACCCUAGGUUCAGUUUUAGGGUGGAGUAUACUGAUGACGAUGAAACGAAAGAGCACCUCCUGGCCGCAGAUUCCCCGAUCCAGCUGAGCGAGUGGCUCAACCACAUCUCCCAACACAUCAAGGAUUAUGAACUGUGGAAGCCGGCAUCCGAAUCUCUGAUGGAAAUUUCAUCGCCAGGCGUCUGUAGAAAUUCCCAGUUCAUCAGACAUCGGAACAGUUCGUUGUACGAUGAAACGCCAUUCCUUGAUGAUGGAGAAACGUCCAGCGGUAGUUACGGCAGCAGUUCGACCAUCUACGGUAAGAAUGGCCACCGAGUGUCCACACCUCCCUUCUGCUCCUGGUCGUCCAGCUCGUCGUCCACCAACAGUUCCCUGGAGUACCAGCCCCACCCUACUUCCAGAACGCUGUACAGGAAAUCUGUCAGUGCUUACUUCCCUUCCUUCUUUCACUCCUAAGGCGAUGAGAGACCACCUGUUGUUACUGCAGGAAGAGGAAAACCCUAGUCAUUCCACAUAGGACUGCGACUGCACUUCGCGGCAGUCAGAUACGAAAAGAAAGAAAGGAAAUGUAGCAUGAGAAAAAGGAAUGAAGGAUUUUAAUGCAACUGGAAAUGUGCAGUUGAGCGAUGAAUUAUGUGAUUGUGAAUUCAUUCCUUUGAGAAAAAACGGGAAUGAAGGAUUUGGAUAAAAUAGCAAGUGUGCAAUCGAAAAAUGUGAUCCUAAAUUCAUUUUUCAUGUCUGAAACGGAACCUUCCAGAGAACCUCAAUAUCCGCCUCCGUUCGAAAGAUAAAGUGAUGCUGCGAGUUUCAUAGUACAAGCAUGUCAAAUUAUCGGGCUCGUGUGGGCCAAAUAAACAAAGUUUGAGUUGAUAUAGUGUCGCAGAAUUUUUAUUUUUUAUUUUUACGGAAAUGGAAAUUUAUUUCAAAAAGUAUUGUAUCAAUAAAGAAUGGUAAAAUGAA
Molecule: messenger RNA, 2792 nt
Organism: Argiope bruennichi
Lineage: Eukaryota; Metazoa; Arthropoda; Arachnida; Araneae; Araneidae
Product: rhotekin-2-like
Exons: 11
Coding region: 732-2288 (518 amino acids)
Biological process (GO): actomyosin contractile ring assembly; signal transduction; mitotic cytokinesis
Cellular component (GO): actomyosin contractile ring
Source: RefSeq, a predicted model, not a curated record